GCGGGCGGAGGCCCGGCGGGGCCAGGCGUGCGUCGCAGCCAGGAGGGGGUUAACGCUAACCCCUCCCCCUCGGGCUGACAUCACGGGAGAGCGGUGAGAGGCUGGAGCUCGGCGAGUGAGAGAAAGAGAGGGAGAGGAGCGAGCGCGGCUCGCCUCGGCGCCCAGGCAGCUCCACAUUGUUGCGGAUCGCCGGCACCGGGCAGCGCAGCGGCGACGGGGACGCGCGGCGCACCCGGCUCGCUCUCCUCGUGCGGGCUGCACAGCCUGAGCCUCUCCCGCAGCUGGCCGCCGAGCAGUGUGCCCGCAGCCUGGGCCCCGAGCCCUCCGCGCCGCCCGGGUUCGUCCCGCCAUCCUCGGAGGACGGCCGGCCAUGGACGCCUGCAAGUUGGAGCCGAGCGGGAGGGUGUGAGCGCGCCAGGGGCCGGGAGCCCGCGCCGCGCAGCCGGGCAGCCGGGCGCGCCGGGGGUGGGUCCCUCGCCCCAGCCCGGCUCUGCGUGGAAGAAGAGGGCGGGGACCCGCGCGGGGAGGAGAGCUGAGGAGGCGAAGGGGGCAUGACUCGUGCAACUUGCGGCGGGCAUCUGCCGAGCCUCUGAGCCGGCUGCAGCCCGGGCCCCGGAUUGCGGCCGAGCGGAUCCCACCCAGCCCACCCCGCCCCGGCCGACGGCUGCGGCUGACCUGGAUCCUCCGAGCGCCCGCCGGCCGCCAGCGAUCCGCCCUCGUCUUCCGGGCUGGUUUCUGGAGCGCGAGGAGCGCCCUCCUCGCCUCCCCUCUCACCGGACCCCGGGACCCCGAUGGCUCGGAUGGGGCUUGCGGGCGCCGCUGGACGCUGGUGGGGACUAGCUCUCGGCUUGACCGCGUUCUUCCUCCCAGGCGCCCAGACGCAGGUGGUGCAGGUGAACGACUCCAUGUACGGCUUCAUCGGCACAGACGUGGUACUGCACUGUAGCUUUGCCAACCCACUGUCCAAUGUGAAGAUCACCCAGGUCACAUGGCAGAAGGCAACCAAUGGCUCCAAGCAGAACGUGGCCAUCUACAACCCAGCCAUGGGUGUCUCCGUGCUGGCUCCCUACCGUGAGCGCGUGGAGUUCCUGAGGCCCUCCUACACUGAUGGCACCAUCCGCCUCUCCCGCCUGGAGCUGGAGGAUGAGGGUGUCUAUAUCUGUGAAUUUGCCACCUUCCCUACUGGCAACCGUGAGAGCCAGCUCAAUCUCACUGUGAUGGCCAAACCCACCAACUGGAUAGAAGGCACUCAGACAGUGCUUCGAGCGAAGAAAGGGCAGGAUGACAAGGUUCUGGUGGCCACCUGCACCUCAGCCAAUGGGAAGCCUCCCAGCGUGGUGUCCUGGGAGACUCGGCUAAAGGGUGAGGCGGAGUACCAGGAGAUCCGGAACCCCAACGGCACAGUGACAGUCAUCAGCCGUUACCGCCUGGUGCCCAGCCGGGAAGCCCACCGGCAGUCCCUGGCCUGCAUCGUCAACUACCACAUGGACCGCUUCAAGGAAAGCCUCACCCUCAACGUGCAGUACGAGCCUGAGGUGACCAUCGAGGGUUUUGAUGGCAACUGGUACCUGCAGCGGAUGGAUGUGAAGCUGACGUGCAGAGCUGACGCUAAUCCCCCAGCCACUGAGUACCACUGGACCACGCUAAAUGGCUCUCUCCCUAAGGGCGUGGAAGCCCAGAACAGAACACUCUUCUUCAGGGGACCCAUCAACUAUAGCCUGGCAGGGACCUACAUCUGUGAGGCCACUAACCCCAUUGGCACACGCUCAGGCCAGGUGGAGGUCAAUAUUACAGAAUUCCCCUACACCCCAUCUCCUCCCGAGCAUGGGCGGCGCGCCGGGCCGGUGCCCACGGCCAUCAUUGGGGGCGUGGCGGGGAGCGUCCUGCUGGUGCUGAUUGUGGUCGGCGGGAUCGUGGUGGCCCUGCGCCGGCGCCGGCACACCUUCAAGGGUGACUACAGCACCAAGAAGCACGUGUACGGCAAUGGCUACAGCAAGGCGGGCAUCCCCCAGCACCACCCGCCCAUGGCGCAGAACCUGCAGUACCCGGAUGACUCGGACGAUGAGAAGAAGGCCGGCCCGCUGGGCGGGAGCAGCUACGAGGAGGAGGAGGAGGAGGAGGGCGGUGGAGGGGGUGAGCGCAAGGUGGGCGGCGUGCACCCCAAAUACGACGAGGAGGCCAAGCGGCCCUACUUCACCGUAGAUGAGGCCGAGGCCCGUCAGGACGGCUAUGGGGACCGGACUCUGGGCUACCAGUACGACCCUGAGCAGCUGGACUUGGCUGAGAACAUGGUUUCUCAGAACGACGGGUCUUUCAUUUCCAAGAAGGAGUGGUACGUGUAGUCCCCUUCUGGAGCUCUGUCUGUGCCCACCUCUCCCCAGCCCCUCUCCGCACGCCCCCUGUCCGCCCCCAACACCCACUCCUCCAGGAGCCCGACAGAGACUCGCCCAGCUGCCCAAAGCCAGCCCCAAACUCCUGGGGAGCCAGGGGAGCCCAGGGCAGAGCCGACCUGGCUUUGUUUUAAUUUCCUCCCUCUCCCGGCCCUUCCCCAUGGUGUUGUGUUCGACUGUGGCUUGGUGUUGCUGUAUCUUUCCUUUAACAACCCCACCCACUGCCCUAUGUAUAGGGAGCCCUGUUCUUGUCUUGUGUACCUGGGCAUCCCUCCAGGGUUUGGGGAGCCAGCCCUCCCCCGCCCCCCAACACUGGAAUUUGUUUGUAUUUUCUUCAUUGGGAGUGGAGGGCUAAAGGGGCUCCAAAAUGUAGAGAGAGCCCCAGCCCCGCCCCCCAAUGCUGCUCCUCCUCCCAUGGAGAGGGAAGCCAACACCCCCACCUUAGGCUGACUCCUGGACUAGACAGCCGGUACACCCCAGAGGUAGCCAGGUGGGGGUGGCUUCUCCAAGGCACCCAGGGGAGCCUUGUUUGUUAGUUAAGUGGAUCAAGUCAAGGUCCCUACCUGGGCCUUGGGGCAGUGUGUUUUCCUGGUAGGGUGGUUUUACAUUUUUUUUCCUCGUUGGCCUACAGAGUGGAGUUGACCCAACUCUGGUGCAUCCCUCCUUUUACCCCUGAUCUACUCCCCACAUACUGGGGGGCCCCAGGUGAACUCUGCCCACACUUCCUAUAUGCCUCUGCCAACACAUGCACAUACUUACAUGUACACACGCCACCAGUCUACCCCUGCUGUCCCCCAGGGUUCACACGCCCUACCCAGGCUGGACACUGCCCAAGGCCUGUCCCCCAUACCUCUUUCCUCUUCCCAGCUAAAGGUAGGAGCAGCCUGUAGAGGCUUCCAGGGCAGCUAGGAGGAGUCUUCUCUGAUGCUACCACUCUAGGGUUUCAGGCUGACCCCUACCUUUCCUUAACAGCAUGCAACUUUCUCAGAUUUCUCCCUUAUCUAGCAAGUGCUAGCAACACUUGAUUCUCUUGGAAAGUCAGGACUGAAAUCCCAGAAGGGAAUUCCCUCCAGGAGUUAGAGGCGAAGAAGUAUUUACGUGGGAAAGAGAAAGAAGCCAUGCCAGAGAAGCUCUGCAAACACGGUCUGAUAGGAGGACAGCUAACCCCUCACUCACAAAGGCCAACGUCAAUGUCGCAGGCCUCGCAGAAAGUACAAAGUGAGUGGGCAGCCAGGAAACCUACUGCUCACCCACUUUGUUCCCUGCUCAGCUUCCCUUUGCCUGUUUUGGGCUGAGGGGAAGACUGCGGAGAAGCCUGUCUUUGCCGAUUCCCUCUGGAAUGGGACUCUGGGUUCCUCUUGACCAUCCAGGACCAGCUGUCCCAUGUGUGCGGUGGAAGAAGGCCCGUCCCGGUCCUUUCUGUCUCCCAGCUCAAAGUGCCUCAGUUCCUCCAUCUGCUCCCCAGACUCCCCGGCACUCUAGAUGGGCAUGCCCAUGGGAAAGGCCCUGGAAUAGGACAGCUGGGCUCCAAGGGCUCCCAGGCCUGCCCCUCAGGAUCUCAGCUUCCUCAGCCCAGGGUAUCAUGCUCUGUGGGAUGGCAAAUAUUAUUGGGGAGGGGAGGCAGACCACUCUGUGCCCCACGGGCACUGACCCACCCUGCCAUAGGCUUCCUAAGGGAGCCCCCAGUCCCUACCCUACUCCCCCUGGUGCUGCUAUCAAACCCCCAGGCAAAGCUCUAUCUCUGCCCUGGCAACCCUGGGCCCACCAGCUGGGCCACCCUCACCAGCCCUCACUGCCCCAGCCCCAGCCCCAGCCCAGGCCGCCCAGUAGCCACGUAGCAGAAGUCUGAAGCCAUGCCAGCCCUGGGGCGGCUCUCCCUUCUUGGCAUUGGGGGCACUGCAUGGAGUGGAGUUGGGGGAGAAAAUUCUGGGGUCUUUCUAGCCACAGGGCAGAUGGAGAGGAGGAGCUGGGCUGCUUCUCCCAGCAGUAUUAGUGUCCCCUAGGGCAGGGGACUUUCCCAUGCUACAUCACUGCCCCAUCCCUCUUCAUGCCACUCCAGCCCCUCUGCUUGGGCCCCUUCUCCCCAGGCAGGAGACCAACCCAGGGCCCAGCCUAACAGAGGCAGCCCCUGUCCUCAUGAAAUCAUGAGACUGAAAGGAUUUGUUGUCCUCAUCUCCCUUGCCCUACACUGCCACCCUGUUCCUCAUUCUGUGAUGGACUGAGGAGGCUCCAGGCCCAGACAAAGCACUGAGUCCCCCUUGAGACACCUCCACGUCUUUCCCCCAAGCAAAGCACAAAUUAUGGGGUCCAUGCGGCACAGUCGCGGAGUCCAGCCUCAGCACGCCCAUCAGGGCUGCUGCUAUAUUGGGCUAAGCAUAGGCAUGAGGCAGGGGCUGGCACUCAGACUAGGGAGAUGGGGUUUUCUGUGCCCCCUGUUUGUGGGACAGUGGGCACUGCUGCUGGGCUGCAGACACAGCCAUCUGGCAAAGGGAGAUCCGGCCCAGCAGAGAGAUGAGGACAUUUUGCUUCUCCUUCAUGUCCCCAGCAUGAUCUGAGCUUCUGCUUUGCCAGAAAUAAAAUAAACUUGGUAUUAAUUGUGCCAAGGCCUCCCUGGUUGUCAUCCUGCCUCUUGUUGCCCUCUCUGUCCUUACCCCCACCCCACUGCCCCUCUACCCGUUUUCUUACAGAUUUUGGUAUUUGUUCUAAUGUGCAACAACUAUCUGAGUUCCCUUUUACCAGAAGGAUCUGAAAAGCAGCAGCACAGAAUAGGUGACCCCAGGCCUGUAAGCGCAGCCACCUCAGGCCCAGCAUGCAUGCACGUGGAAGGCACACACACCUCCCACAGACCCAAGCACAGGUGUUUGUGCAUGCACGCACAGAUACGCACGUGGCCAGAUGAGCACUCAGCACAGAUGCAACAGAGGAAUGGGCAGAAGCUGCUGGAAGCCCUUAAGGAGAAACAAUGACUUCCCAGUGCUCAGGCCAUAAGAGAGCCCCACAGGGGCUCUGGUCCUGGGCAUGUGCCCCAGUCACUGGUGCAAUAACUUUUCUGCUGUCCUCAAGGCAGAAAAAUAGGGACUCAUGUCAGCUGGAUAUGGGCAGCUCACCCAACCAAGCCCAGCAGACUCGUAUUCCCUCUCCUGGGAGGAGGUGGGUGCUCCUAGGCCUCUGGGGGUCCAAAUGGAGACUCCCAAAGCCUGACUGCCAACAGAAACCCUCUCCUAGUGAGGGGCAGGUGGGCCGAGCCACUCUGGGCCAGGGAGGUCCAGGAGGUGAGGCUCUGGCCUCUGCUGCUGCUGCUCUUCUGACCCCUGCUGUGAGGAAUGGGCUUGUUGGCCACAAAAGGAAAAAAAAAAAAAAAAAGGUUUUCUUUUUUUGUACAAAUGGAAACAAAAUCCAGGAGAAGCUGCCACCCUCACCUCUGAGUGUGAUUUGCUUCCUUUGCUUCAGUUUCUUCGUCACUGUUUUCGUCUUUUGGUCCUGGGAACGGCCCAGCAGAUUCUCCUGGUUCUGACCCAAGGGGUAUUUGCCUCACCCCCUUUUACUUGUAUAAAAAAAAUGAUGGGUUGAAAAAUGUACUGAGGAAAAAAAAUGUACUUUUUUAUAAAUAAAGUGUUUAAAACAGAA
Messenger RNA from Sciurus carolinensis (gray squirrel), 6017 nucleotides. Its product is annotated as nectin-1. Lineage: Eukaryota; Metazoa; Chordata; Mammalia; Rodentia; Sciuridae. The coding region runs from base 792 to 2342 and encodes 516 amino acids. Gene Ontology annotation, cellular component: adherens junction. Gene Ontology annotation, biological process: protein localization to cell junction; heterophilic cell-cell adhesion; homophilic cell-cell adhesion. The transcript is spliced from 6 exons. The record is from RefSeq and is a predicted model, not a curated record.